Molecule: messenger RNA, 2054 nt
Organism: Blepharisma stoltei
Lineage: Eukaryota; Ciliophora; Heterotrichea; Heterotrichida; Blepharismidae
Source: the annotation of a GenBank genome assembly
AUGGAUAAGUAUGAAACUAUCGAGAUCAUAGGAGAAGGGUAUUUCUUAUACAGAACCUAUGGAACAGUAUUCAAGGCAAGGCAUAAAGAAACUGGAGUUUAUUACGCUAUAAAAAAAUUCAAGGAAAGUGACGAAGACCAAGCCAUCAGGAAGAUCGCCAUGCGUGAAAUCCGAAUUUUGAAAUCUCUAAGCCACCAUAAUGUCGUUACUCUUUUUGAGGUUUUUCGAAGAAAUAAACACUUAUACUUGGUAUUCGAGUAUGUUGAAAACACAAUUUUGUCGGAACUCGAAACAAAUCAAAAUGGUUUAAGUCAGACUCAAGUCAAAAAAAUCAUGUAUCAGUUGGUAUCAGCUUUUUUUUAAAAAAAAAGAAGAUAAUGCUAAGAAGGGGGUGCCUAUGAACUUAUAUAUUUUUUAUUAUGAUCCGUUGGGCCUUCUUUGGGACCAGUAAGCUAAUCUAUGAUCCCAACCUGCCAGUUAUUCUGACUAGGCAAUAGGCGACUGGCUGGAAUCAUUAGACCUGUUUAAGGUCCCAAAAGAUCCAGCGAAUCAUGAAAUUAUAGGAUAAAGCUAUUCUGCAUGACUUCGUCAUGCAAUUAAAAACUUCUUAAAUUAACUUAUGGUAUCAGCUAUAAAAUAUUGCCACUCCCACAAUAUUGUUCACCGAGACAUAAAGCCCGAAAAUUUACUAUUAACCCAAAACGGAAUUUUAAAGCUCUGCGAUUUUGGCUUUGCCAGAGUUCUGGCAACCCUCAACGGAAAAUACACAGACUAUGUGUCCACACGCUGAUAUAGAGCUCCAGAGCUGCUUGUAGGGGAUAUAUCUUUUUAUAAUAAAUUUAUAUUUAGGCCAUUAUUCCUUAAUUAAAUAGAUUUCGCUAUAAAUCUGUAUAAUGAGUAUGGAAAAGAGGUAGAUGUCUGAUCAAUUGGCUGCAUUUGUGCAGAGCUGCUUACUGGCCUUCCGAUUUUUCCUGGGGAUUCAGAUUUUGAUACAUUGCGACACAUUCUUUCUAUAAUUGGCGGAAAUUUGUCAGAUAAGCAGUCUAAUGCUUUUAGCACAAACCCAAUAUAUGAAGGGGUUGAGGUAUUUUUUAUAUAGCUUCCUUUGCCCAAAAAAAUAGUCACUCUUGAAACAAAAUUCAAAGAAUUUCCAAGCAACGUUGUAUCAUUUUUAAAAGGUUGCUUUGUUUUUGACCCAAAAUCUAGGUUUACUUGCGAUGACUUAUGCUUUUCUAUAUAAAUAAAUAUUUUUUUAUUAUUUUUUUCCUUUUAACACCUAAAUUACUAUAAAAUUAUAUUAAAGCAUGAUUAUUUUUCGACUUCUUUUAAAGCUUCAUUUGAGCAUGAACUAUUAGAAAUAUUUAACGACGAUACCGAAAAUAAUUUUAGCCUAAAAAAAUCAAUGAGCGAGCAUUCGUCCCCUGAGCCUGGAGCCCUCCCACGGACAGUCAGAGAUGUGACCCCAAAAAGAAACAUCGCAAAAAGCAUCAAUUUAAAAUCUGAUGAAAUUGUCCCAGGAAAAGACCAAGAAAUAGAAAGAAAUCAGCUUCCCCCGCCUAAUUUUUUGCCGAAUUUAAGGCUGAGAAGAGAUGAAGAAACAUACCCGAAUUUAUCACAUCAGGAAAUUAAGAAAAAAAAAAGCGAUUUAAAAAUCCCAGUCCUUAAUGGGGCCAAGCAUUUUAAUGAAAGCCGACAAAUCCCAAGCUUAAAACAAAUUGAGAUUGAUAGAGGACAAAAUGUUAGCCCGACCUAUUUUGAGCAUGAGGAUGGAAAAAUGCAUUAUUCGGUCAAAGGAAGACAUAUACUUUUUUUAAAUUAAUUUUUUUUUUUAAUUAAAAUAGCAAAAAUCAAUUAAUUUAUUUAAAAGGAAUAAUUCGAAAAGCAACUUAAAAGUUAGAAACGGAGAUUUUGCCUAUAUACAAGCCAUCACCCCAGUACCACAGCUGAAUCAUAGACAAGUUUUCGGAAAAAAAUCGAAUAUUAAACUGUAAAAAUUAUGUAGACUAAAGCCGAGGAUAGGAUUUGAACAAAACAUCGCCCGAGUCAAGCCUUAA